AUGGAUGCCAUCGACAUUGGGCUGCAAGACGACCGAAUUCACGUUCAAGAUGUUAGUAUUGUAGAGACUACUAACUGGAAUUCACCAAAUAAUGAAAUUGUUAAUAAUCCUACGCUUCUGUAUAUCGCAGUUGAGUAUGUCAAAGAUGUUCCCGAUGUGGGAGCCUCACAAGACGAAGUUUACGCAGAAUUUAACUCUCGCGUUAGUCCAUUAGAUCCGAACAUGAGUUCAGUCGCUAGGUACAGCCCUAUUUACAAUGAUACCUCUGCAGAAUACAAUCCAGUAGUAAUACAUCAACUCGUAUCGGAAGAUGGAACAGUUCAAAACGAUCAAUAUAUUAGUAAUUUAAAUGCAACUCCUCUUAGCAACAUGCCAACUGUACUAACUAACAAUGAUGUGAGAGAAGAAGUAACCAGCAAGUAUUUACAAAUGGUCGAACAAACCGAAUCUUCCAUCGUUGAUGCUAAUACGGAAGCUUUACAGUUAAUACCUGAAGGAGAACAGAAAGUAGAACUCUUAAUUACAGAUGAGGCAACAGGUAUUUCAUACAGUGUAGACGCACAAGAACUGUUGGUCGAACCUUGCUUGCAAGACGAUGAGCGUUUAUUGAAAACUUUAGCUCCUGAUCCGAUUUUAGAGUCGGAUUUACUUACAUUAGAUGAGAAGAUAUUAAAAACGGAAUUGAACGACGAUUUGGGCGAUUGUUCUAGCGAAAUGGAAUCAUUCCAAUCCCAAGCCAUCAAUAAUUACAUUAAUAGGAUAUGCGAAAAUAAAAUUACUAAACAGAGUAGUACUACUGUAGCUAAAGGCCCUACUACACGACAUGGUCGAAGGAUCGGUGGAGAACCCGAAGAUCACAUACUGCCUUGCGUUUAUAGUAUAACGGACAAACCGAUUUUAUCUAGAGCUAAAGCGACUCUUCCUGAAUCUUAUUUAUCUUUCGGAAUGUCCGACGGAGAAACUACUGUUAUUGCUAAAAAAAUUAUACCGAAACGAUCUCAAUUUGGGCCAUUAGAAGGUGUCCUGGUUACUGUAAAAGACGAUCCUAAUAUACUAAAGAAGUUGGAGGAAAAUAAAUUGGUGUUUUUAGUGGAAAAAGAUGAGAAUCUCUGUAGAAUCGACGUAACUGAUGAAAAUCUUUCCAACUGGAUGAUGUUUGUUAGAAAAGCGACGAAUUUUGAAGAACAAAAUUUAGUCAUAACCCAAGAAAAUGAUGCCAUUUACUUUGUUACAACUACUAACAUUGCACCCAAACAAGAACUAAAAGUGUGGUACAGUAACGCUUAUGGUGAAUAUUACAACCUGCCUGUAUUCCAACCUGCCAAGCAGCUAAAUUGGCCCUGUUUCGAGUGCUCGUUGAAAUUCGAGACGUCCGAUGAGCUACAGAACCAUUUGAAUGCUCACGAUAAAAGUUCAGACGAAAAUGCCAAGCCGAAGAAAAAGAAUAUAAGCAAAUCUAAAAGGAAGUUGAACAAGAAGAGCGAAGGCGCCGUCGAAUGCCAAUUGUGUCGAGAAACGUUUCUGAAAUACAAUUACAAUUCGUUGAAAUUACACAUAACGCAAAAGCACGGAAACGUCAAAGGAACCGUCGAGGAAUAUUUUACUACCAUAAAUUUUUUCAAAUGCGACACGUGCAACGUGAACUUCAAGUCCGAAACGUUGUUGAAGAUACACAAUUUCAAACACAAUCCGGACACUUCGGACGAGCAAAGGAACCACAUUUGUCCCGAUUGCCAGAAAAAGUACCCGACGCAACGGCAACUCGUCCUGCACGUGUCCCAGCAGCACGUCUUCAUCACCGACGAACGACCGCCUAAAAUCAAAUGCUCCGUUUGCCACAAAUGUUUUUCGCAACAAGAACGUCUAUUGAAACACAUGGAAAUUCACGGUUCCGAUGACAAAAAACCACUGAAAUGUGAUAUUUGCAACAAAAGAUUUUUGAAUAAUUCCGCACUGGCGUGCCAUUCCAAAACCCACUUUGCCGAAAAGAAACCUUUCGAGUGUCCCAUAUGCAAGGAAGCAUUUAAUUAUCUGCUGAAUCUAAAGCAACACGUUCCCAUCCAUUGCGAGAAUAACUGCUACACCUGUCCUCAUUGCAAUAAGAAGUUUCCCAAAUACAGUAUUAUCCGGAAGCACAUCCGGGCAUUCCACAGCGAACGAACGCACCAAUGCACCGAUUGUUCGAAGAUAUUCCACACGCUGGACAAAUUGCGGACUCAUCUAUUGAAACACUCCGAUCACAGGGAAUUCUUGUGCGCCAUUUGCGGCAAGCAAUUCAAAAGAAAGGACAAACUCAACGAGCACUGCAAGAAAGUGCACUCGGAAGAAAGGGAGAACACCGUACCGAACGUGCAACAGAAAAUGAAGAAAUUCAUGCCGAAAGUGGAACCCACCGAUUUCCACCGGUUCAUUUACAAAUGCCACAAUUGCAUGGUCGGGUUCAAACGUAGAGGAAUGUUAGUGAACCAUUUGGCCAAGCGACAUCCGGACAUCCCUCCGGACUCCGUUCCCGAAUUGAACCUGCCGAUACUGCAGACGACGCGCGACUACUACUGCCAGUACUGCGACAAGGUGUACAAGAGCAGCUCGAAGAGGAAGGCGCACAUACUGAAGAACCACCCGGGCGCCGCGCUGCCGGCCAGCAACCGCAAGCAGGGCGGCGCCGGCGCCAUGCAGGAGGUGUCGGGCCUGCCGAAUCCCACGUUCUCGCAGACGGUGGGCAGCGUGACGACGCGCCCGCAGAACUGCACGUGGUGCCACAAGCAGUACGCCAGCAAGGCGAAGUUGCUGCAGCACCAGCGGAAGAAGCACCGCGAGCUGCUGGCCAGCGAGGCGACGGCGGCCGAUUCGGCGGAGGAGCGACUGAACGAGGCGGUCGAUAAAACGGAAGAGAAGGCGGCGAACGGCGAGGCGACCGCCGAGGAGUUCGACGAGGCGGUGGAGAAGAUGAUCGGCGACGAAUUGGGCGCGUACGAUUUGGAGGAGGAGUCGCAGUAUUGUCACUUGUCGAUGAACGAAAACGAGCAUUUUAUUGAAACUAACGAUUUGGAAAAUCCUAAUUCUCAGUUGUAUCGCUUGCUGACGACAAAUAACGGAAUGAUGCCGGCGCGUUGA
Phyllotreta striolata is the source of this 3114-nucleotide messenger RNA. Lineage: Eukaryota; Metazoa; Arthropoda; Insecta; Coleoptera; Chrysomelidae. The record is from the annotation of a GenBank genome assembly.